Olea europaea var. sylvestris is the source of this 1156-nucleotide messenger RNA. RefSeq names its product malate dehydrogenase, glyoxysomal-like. Gene Ontology annotation, molecular function: L-malate dehydrogenase (NAD+) activity. Gene Ontology annotation, biological process: malate metabolic process. The record is from RefSeq and is a predicted model, not a curated record. NCBI's taxonomy places the organism in Eukaryota, Viridiplantae, Streptophyta, Magnoliopsida, Lamiales, Oleaceae. The transcript is spliced from 7 exons. Gene Ontology annotation, cellular component: chloroplast; cytoplasm. The coding region runs from base 1 to 897 and encodes 298 amino acids.
AUGCUUUUAAUUAUAUAUUUGGAUGUCCAGGUUCGUGGUUUUCUGGGGCAACAACAAUUGGAGGAUGCCCUUACUGGCAUGGACCUCGUAAUCAUUCCUGCUGGUGUGCCCAGGAAACCUGGGAUGACAAGAGAUGAUCUUUUCAACAUCAAUGCAGGAAUAGUUAGGACCCUAUGUGAAGGGAUUUCAAAGUGCUGUCCAAAGGCCAUUGUUAACCUUAUUAGUAAUCCUGUGAACUCGACAGUUCCAAUUGCAGCUGAGGUUUUCAAAAAGGCUGGCACCUAUGAUCCAAGAAGACUUUUGGGAGUCACGAUGCUUGAUGUUGUCAGAGCUAAUACCUUUGUGGCUGAAGUUUUGGGGCUUGAUCCUAGGGACAUUGAUGUUCCAGUUGUAGGGGGCCAUGCUGGUGUUACUAUUUUACCUCUGCUCUCCCAGGUUAAACCUCCAUGUUCUUUCACCCAACAAGAAACUGAGUACCUGACAUCUCGUAUUCAGAAUGGUGGAACCGAAGUUGUUGAGGUAGGAUGUAUUCUUACCUGGAAUAAUUGUAUUACAAGGUUUAUAAUUCUUAUUUCUUUAUAUAUGCUGACCCUGAACUCUUACAUCUUUGUUUUAUCAAGUGGAUUCCUAUGGUAUUUUAUAAGUGAUCCUUGUGCCUUAGACAUGCUGCAAAUUUAUUUAGUGAUGAAAACCGUUCCCAUUUGUCAAACAUUGAGCCCCUAUUUGAUGGCCAUUAUUUUGAAAAAAAANGCUUCAAGAGUACGUCUUGGUCGAAAUGGUGUUGAAGAGAUAUACCCACUUGGUCCUCUAAAUGAAUAUGAGAGAGUUGGCUUGGAAAAGGCAAAGAAAGAGUUGGCUGGAAGCAUUGAGAAGGGGGUUUCCUUUGUAGGAAAAUAAAAAGGCUACUGGCAUAUUUCUGUCUUCCUAGAUUUCCAUAUCGAGAAAUCACCUUCUGGAUUAAAAGUGGAGUGGUCAUUGUACCAAAAGGAAGACUUUGUAAACUGAGAAGAUGGCCAAUAAAUGAUGAUUCUAUGGUUUGAUAUAAAAGUAAUGUUAUUUAGCAUCAUUGAUAUUAAAAUAUCGGUCUAAGUGGCACUAAUAUGACAUUAAAUAAGAUGUUUAAUUAAAUAAAUCUUCUAAUUUUACCUUUCAUUAA